CCGCUCACACACACACACAGACAGACACAGAGGGCAUUACAGGCUGCAGCGCACACUCUCAGCCACAAUACAACACGGACCGCCACCACCAACAUGGCCCUCUAUCGAGCCAGCAUAUUGAAUCAAAUGGAUUGCAACCGGGAGUCUAAAGAAGGGAAAGCGGCCCAGUCGACGGAGGAGCGGCUCGACAGCGGCGUGGACUCGCUGAAGGAGGAGGAGUACCAGGCUGUGGCGGAGGAGCUCCAUCGGCUCCAGCUGGAGAGUGAGCACCACCAGCAGGCCUCCGCUCGGGCCGAGGAGCCGCUGCAAGACUGGCAGACGCACUCCACAGACGAGGGAGACACACUGCUCCACCUGGCCAUUAUCCACGAGGCAAAGGACCACAUCAAAAGAAUGAUCGACCUAUCGAGGAACACAUGCUUCCUCAAUGCACAGAAUGACCUGAGACAGACUCCUCUCCACUUAGCAGUAAUAACAAACCAGCCGGACGUGUGCUGCAGUCUCCUUGCGUCCGGCUGUGACCCCACGCUGGUGGACAACAACGGGGACACGCCCCUUCACAUCGCCUGCCGCCACGGCAACCUGCCCGGCUUCAGCGUCAUCACACAGAACUGCAGGCUGGAGCACCUAAACACGGCGAUGGCUGCCUGCAACUAUAACGGUCAAAACUGCCUCCACCUGGCUUCGGUUCACGGGUUCCUCUCGCUGGUGGAGAAGAUGGUCGAUCUUGGAGCAGAUGUCAAUGCAAAAGAGCAGCACAAUGGUCGCAGCUCGCUGCACCUGGCCGUGGACCAGCAGAAUCUCGCUCUGGUCAAACUCUUACUGCGGAAAGGAGCAGACCCCAACCUCCUCUCCUCCGGGGGCUACACUCCCUUCCACCUCACGUACGGUUUGGACAACUGCGACAUCCAGAAAGAGCUGUUCCCGGUGACCCAUCCGCACUUGAGAGAGCUCUCCGAAUCGGACAACAGCGGAGAAGAGUCGGAGGAGUCGGACGUAGAGGGAAUGUACGAUGACAUUCAGUGGAACGGACAUUAGCGAGAAACGAGAACAAGGAAGUCGCAGAACGGCGCAGCUCGACACGUGUAUGAUUCAUUUGCGACGCCGUGCCGGGAGGACGACAGCAAAGCGUGACGGCGGCUGGCGGAGCUCGCGUGCUGCCGGGACGAGCCGGGCUGGCAGCUCCGGACACAGAACAAGACACUGGCCACCUGCGGGAGAGCAAAACGCACACGAUCGCAAUGAGACUGCUGUGUGAGAGGAUCGCAUUGUGGGACACUUCCAGAUCCCGUACCAGCUCUGUUUGUAUGAUACUGUAAAUGCUGUGUAUAUGAAGAUGUAUUUUUUAAUGGAAGCUGUGAAUGUGUACAGUUUUAGGAGGUUGUGUAUAUGUUGUGAGAUGGCAAAACAGUUCCAGCGCGCUCUAGUUAAAUUAAAAACACUCGUAUUUAACACCUCA
This is a messenger RNA of Fundulus heteroclitus (mummichog), 1459 nucleotides long. It is a transcript of the gene nfkbiab, whose product is annotated as nuclear factor of kappa light polypeptide gene enhancer in B-cells inhibitor, alpha b. The record is from RefSeq and is a predicted model, not a curated record. The transcript is spliced from 6 exons. NCBI's taxonomy places the organism in Eukaryota, Metazoa, Chordata, Actinopteri, Cyprinodontiformes, Fundulidae. Bases 94 to 1038 code for a protein of 314 amino acids. Gene Ontology annotation, molecular function: protein binding.